AUGCUUUUUGCCCUCCUACACACUCAGGGCAAUCCAUCUCUCCCAACUUUUCAUUACGAGAAGUCUCUUCCGAGACUACCACUACCACCGUUACGACAAACACUAGACAAGUAUCUACAGUCCUUGGAGCCAUUCUUCCUGCAUGAAGAACAACUAGGUGGUGAACUUGCAUCAGAGUCACGAUUACGUCGGCAAGCCUGGGCACAAACAUUCGAAACUGGGGUUGGGGCACAAUGCCAACAGCGUUUACAAAAGCUGGAGGAAAGUUCGCCGUACAAUUGGUUCGACGAUAAUUUUUGGUUGCGGAAGGCGUAUUUGGAAAACCGUCAGCCUUUGCUCAUAAAUUCAAACUGGUGGCUGGCUCUGCAGGACGAUCCUUUUGCCCCAGAAUUUGUCAGAAC
Acaulospora colombiana is the source of this 401-nucleotide messenger RNA. NCBI's taxonomy places the organism in Eukaryota, Fungi, Glomeromycota, Glomeromycetes, Diversisporales, Acaulosporaceae. The record is from the annotation of a GenBank genome assembly.